Messenger RNA from Hymenoscyphus albidus, 1320 nucleotides. Lineage: Eukaryota; Fungi; Ascomycota; Leotiomycetes; Helotiales; Helotiaceae. The record is from the annotation of a GenBank genome assembly.
CGCCCACAGUGACCCACUCAACCGCGAGUGCUAUUUAUAUUUCUCCCUAGGGAACUUUCAUAAAAUUCAUCUCGCUCGCUCCUUUUCUACCUCUUCCUCCCUCCUUCCUUCAACCUCUCUCGUUCACCACCCACUGUCGUUUACCACAACAGCCGAUCGCUACAUAUUGACUCUUCUUCCGUCUGUCUUAAUCAACAUCUUCAAUUGUACCAACUUUCGAACGAUUACUUAAUACCGUCAACAUGCGUUUCACCAGCUUCAUCCUUUCUGGUCUCGUCGCCGCUGUCUCCGUCAGUGCACAAACACCAGUUCAGUCUCAGUCUCCUGCUGAGGUCUCCAAGGCGGCAUGUUUGGCUGCUUGUGAGUUGCCAAAUUUUGAGGUGUGAGAUCGAGGACAAUUUCUAAUUCUCAAUAGGCUCUCCAACCGAUCCUAACUGCAGAGCCAAGUGUGUUGUCCCAGUCGCCGAUGAGGUCGCUCUCACCAACUCCCGAAACGCCUGUAUCGCAGCUUGCCCACAAGGUGAUGGAAGUGCCUCCGCCAACUUGGCUUACCAAACAUGCCAAACUGCAUGCCGCAUUGCAACUGUAGCCACUGCUACUCUCACCAACAACCCAGCUACCAUCCCAGCCCCUACCGGUGCGGCCACCGGACCUGCCACCCCUGGAACCGCUGUUAACACUCCUGGGUCUUCCCCAUCUGCUCCUGGAUCUCCAAGCCCUUCUCCAACCGGACCAGCUGCUUCAUCCGGUACCUCCGCUUCCAGCAGCGUCACCCGUGUCGCCUCUCCCACAGCCGGAUGUAAGUUUCCUUCAAAUUGCCCAUUAUCAAAUUAUACAGAUACUGAUAUUAAUCUAGCUCCAACCUCUGCUGGAACUGCCGCCGCUUCCUCUUCUGCUGCUGCAGCUGCAGCAAACUCGCAAGUCGGCUACUCCAUGGCCGGUCUCGCCGCUAUCGCUGCUGUCUUCGCCUUGUAAGCGUUCCAACUGUUAAGAAUCACGCCUAGUUACGAAAAAUAUGGUGGAGGUAAUGCUUGGGAAUGAAAAAUGUGUGGGAAUGGAGGGGGAGUUCAAUGGAAGGCAAACAGGAUCAUCUGUUAGGUACUACUCCGAUAUGGAAUCCGGCCAGCUCCCAAGUGAGUAACAUUGCUGGUUGGAUGGUGGGAACUUUCUUGGCCAGUUUGUUGAAUGUAAAUCCAUUGAACUCGCUCAUGACUUUUUUGCUUUACUGGAUAUGGAAGAACCUUGCUUAAGUUACAUUGCGACCGUGUACUAAAAAUAGCUUGAAGUUAAUGUUAAUAAUUUUGAUCAUAUGUCGAUACA